AUGUCGGACUCGGUUCCUGCAGGAGCCUCAGUGACUCUGCAGUGCUCGGUUCUCUCUGAGAGCAGAGCAACAGAACUCCAAGUGCUCUGGUUCAGAGCUGCUCCACCACAAUCCCAUCCUCAAAUCAUUUACACUCAUCACAACAGCAGCCAUCAGUGUGAGAGCGGCUCUUCUACACACACCUGUGUGUACAACUUCACCAAGAACAUCCUCAGCCUCAAUGAUACUGGAACUUACUACUGCGCUGUGGCCCUGUGUGGGAAGAUUGUAAUUGGGAAUGGAACACCAGUACAGCCGGCUGAGAAUACAUUCAAUGAGCAACAAUUCAAGGGAUCUGAUUCUGUGGUGAUCUGCCUAGCUGUAGCGUUGACAGUGUGUCUGGUAAUGAAUUGUGCUCAAGCUGUUUUAUACAGUAAAAAACGACACACAGUGAAACUUCCACAAGGUGCUUUGAUAGAGCAAACACACACUCAGGGCCGUGAUGCUGUGGAGCUGAAUUACGCUGCGCUGAGUUUCACUGAAAGAAAAACUAAAAGUGGAAGAAUAAAAAGAGGACAAGCUGAAGAUACUGUUUAUUCUGAAGUGAUUCACACUCCGGCUACUUAGAUUCCUGUUAACAACCUUAUUAUAAUCGUCUGCUCAAUAUUUAAGCUAAAUCAAUGUAAAAACAUUCACUGACAUAUGACCUAUUCUCUCAAAGGCAGUGUAAAGGGCUUUCUUGAAAAGUUUUGAAAGGAAUUAAAAUAUUCAUCAUUGUGAAUGAUGCUGCUAUAAUAGCAUAAUAAUGCUGAAUGGACAU
Hemibagrus wyckioides is the source of this 799-nucleotide messenger RNA. RefSeq lists its product as uncharacterized. Lineage: Eukaryota; Metazoa; Chordata; Actinopteri; Siluriformes; Bagridae. The record is from RefSeq and is a predicted model, not a curated record. The transcript has 4 exons. Bases 1 to 606 code for a protein of 201 amino acids. Gene Ontology annotation, biological process: response to bacterium.